CUGAUUUUCUCCAGAAGGAAAUUCUUUUUCAAAAGACUCCAGUCUCCAGUUUCUGCGCCAAUUUCUGCCUUUUCAAUCAACAAACGCGAGUCCAAUGAUCUUGAGGACCUCGAGGGUGUCAUAAGCCUGUCCCACUUGGGGAACACGAUGUUUGGAACUCCGAGUAAUAAAACUGGAAGCAGAGUCGCAGAAUGGAACCAGGAAGCUGGAGUCAAUCCAGAGGAACUUGGAGAAUAUGCUGAAGGGGAUAUUCUUAUCCCCAGGACAGCUUCUGGGAGAAGUGGACUGGCAAACAGCGCCGCCAGAUGGCCAGAUGCGACAAUUCCACUCACCGCCGGUAAUACCGGCUGCUGGUCCAGUGUGGGUCGCCUUGGCGGCCGUCAGGAUGUUAAUCUCCAGGUUCCAGGGUGUGUGGUGAAAAAGGGGACUGUUAUUCAUGAACUGAUGCAUGCUGUUGGGUUCAUUCACGAGCAGACGAGCACGAUAAAUUUUGUGAAAGUGGGAAAAGAUACUACAGAUCAUUUCGGAGUUAAGUACGACUUUGGCAGUGUGAUGCAUUAUUCCAAAAAUGCUUUCUCAGCUAAUGGACAAGCGACAAUUAUUCCUAAAGAAACAAACGGUGGAUUUUUCGGAGCAUUCGACGAUUUAUUCGGUGGAACAAAGCCUUCGCUAGGUCAAAGAGAGGGCUUUAGUAAACAAGACAUCAGAAAAAUACGGAAAAUGUACAACUGCGACGGGCCAAGAAGGCGGAAUGCAAGGUCUCGCCCCCAGGUUAGUCUUUUCGAUUUCUUCUGG
Molecule: messenger RNA, 795 nt
Organism: Cotesia congregata
Lineage: Eukaryota; Metazoa; Arthropoda; Insecta; Hymenoptera; Braconidae
Source: the annotation of a GenBank genome assembly